Molecule: messenger RNA, 1978 nt
Organism: Ipomoea triloba (trilobed morning glory)
Lineage: Eukaryota; Viridiplantae; Streptophyta; Magnoliopsida; Solanales; Convolvulaceae
Product: protein trichome birefringence-like 6
Exons: 5
Coding region: 157-1725 (522 amino acids)
Cellular component (GO): Golgi apparatus
Molecular function (GO): O-acetyltransferase activity
Source: RefSeq, a predicted model, not a curated record
UUGAUUAAUAAUGUAGUUAAGCUCUCUCCAUCGCUGCGGAAUCUCUUUAAACCUACUGCAUUGUCUGCUUCCUCUCUUCCCUCUUUGUUUAUGAAGCUUACUUCAUUCUCCACUUUACUCGCACUCCAAUCAUCCUAGCUAGCUGGGGACGAAGAAAUGGAGAAGCAGAGGAGUUUCUCCAUCAAGCCCACUCGAUUCUUGGUUUUUACAUUCACAAUCUGUUUAUCCGCCGUCUUUCUAAUCUUCUUCUCCGUCUGGCUCGUCAAAAUCUCUCCUUCCCCUCAAGAAAACCAUCUUGAGCUCGACAGCAACAAGGAUCCAAGUGUUCAAGUUCAAGAAAAUGGUUCCCCAGUUGCGGAGGAAUAUGAGAGUGAAUUCGCAGUUGAAGAAGAUGCAGGUGAGAGUAAAUUCGCGGCUGGUGAGGCAAAUGCGACGGAUGUAUUGAAUGGUAACUUUACCAUUACUACUGUCGCGUAUUUUUCUUCAAUCGUUGUAAAUGAUACACUUCUGGGUGAUACCCACUUGGCAAAAUCUGAUUUAGCUGUAAAUCAAUCUGAAAAUGUUGAAGACUGUGGAAGUAAUGGUUCUGACUGUAAUAGUAAGCAACAACAUGUCUCAGAUAUUACUUUUUCCAAGAAAAUAAGAGGCCCAAGAAGUAGUGUGAUUGAGAAGAAGAGUGGAAGAUCUGUUUGUGAUGUCACAAUAGGGAAAUGGAUUAUUGAUGAGAGCUAUCCUUUGUACACCAAUAUUUCUUGCCCUUUUAUAGAUGAAGGGUUUAGUUGCCAAGCUAAUGGAAGACAGGAUAAAGACUACAUGAAAUGGAGGUGGAAACCUCAAGAUUGUGACAUUCCAAGGUUUAAUGCUACUCACAUGUUGGAAUUGAUAAGAGGGAAGAGGUUAGUAUUUGUUGGGGAUUCCAUUAACAGGAACCAGUGGGAGUCCAUGUUGUGCUUGUUGAUGGGAGCCGUUAAAGACCCCAAAAAAGUGUAUGAGACCCAUGGUCGAAGAAUAACCAAAGGGAAGGGAAAUUAUAGUUUCAAGUUUGUGGACUACAAAUGCACAGUUGAAUUCUACGUUACACAUUUUUUGGUUCGUGAAGGUAAGGCAAGGAUAGGUAAGAGACGAAGUCAGACUUUGCGUAUUGAUGCCAUUGACAGAGGGUCAUCCAGAUGGACUAGUGCUGAUAUUCUGGUCUUCAACACUGCACAUUGGUGGUCACAUCACAAAACAAGAGCAGGGAUCAAUUAUUACCAGGAAGGGGAUCAAGUUCACGCCCGCCUUGAUGUUUCAACAGCUUUCCAAAGAGCUCUAAUGACUUGGGCAUCCUGGGUUGACACACACAUCCAUCCUAGGAAGACACAAGUUUUCUUCAGAACUUCUUCACCCGCUCAUUUCAGCGGUGGGCAAUGGAACACUGGUGGCCAUUGCAGAGAAGCUUCUCGCCCUCUCAAGGAGAGGUAUAGCACAGCUUAUCCCAAGAAGAAUAUGAUCGUGGAACAGGUUACAAGGCAGAUGAAAACUCCAGUAACCAUUCUAAACAUAACUGGUUUGUCAGAUUAUAGGAUAGACGGCCAUCCAUCUACAUAUGGAAGAAAAUCUGGUAGCAAGUCUGGUGUCCAAGAUUGCAGCCAUUGGUGUCUUCCUGGGGUUCCUGAUACUUGGAACGAGAUAUUGUAUUACCACUUGCAACUUACUCAACAGCACAGAAUCAAAUUGGCUGAGUGAUUAUCAUCUCAGUUUGAUAGAUUUGUUAUUCUUUUAUUUCUUUCUUCCCUAUAUGUUUCUGCAUGGGGCAGACUUUUGUACAGUGUUCAACUAGAAUUGCUUGUUUUACUCAAAACAAAAAUUUACUGUAUGUACAGUCUAGAAUUUGGUGGACAGGAAUGGGGUAGUGAUGAGCUUUAUUGGUUAAGGUUGUAGCAUAAAGUGGGCGGAAAAUUUCAAGAAAUGUUUCCAAAAGAGAUUACAUUAUUCCCAA